AUGGAAAAAAGUUGGGGCUCCCGCAACUUUCUUCGUCACACCUCUCAUGGACUCACAACCUCGUUACACCACGCUGAAUUCCUCCAGGGAAUCCUCCCAUUGAAGACCUUACCAGCCAAAUUGGCUUCUUUCGGCGUCCGCGAAACGCUGCUUAUCGCGGCCUCUCGCGCAACUCCAGUGCGCGCGUUUUGUCGACCUGGAGCCUCGACGUUGAAUUUCUUGGGUAACGCCUAUCACGUCGGUCUCAAGCGCAGAGGCUUUGCUCCUGUGUCCCAUUCUUUUCACUACCGACUAUCGCACAAUAAGUCAGCCGCAGAGUCGAGCGUUUCUCCCCUAGUACAUAAACAGUUGCAGGUCGACUCGGACGCGUACAUCCUCCCCGCUCCGAACCACCUCUUCAAAUAUCGCAAAAAGUCCCAGGACUACCUCAUUUACGAUCCAUCCUCUCUCAAGGCCCCCGGACACGAAAUUCUCCCCUCCGACUUCCUAAUAACGCGACCCAUGAAGUUUUUCUGUCAGGUCAUCACGACCCCGACGGCCGACACGCCCGGUACGGUCAUCGAGCUCAACUUCCCCGACAAACGAUACUUCUUCGGUCAGCUAUCAGAGGGAACCCAGCGGGCAUGUAACGACCGCGCCAAGAAGAUCGGCUACCUGACCGAUGUCUUCCUCACGGGCCGAACCGAAUGGAGAACAACUGGCGGCAUGAUUGGGAUGAUCUUGACCUUGGCGGACGUGACUGCGAACGCGGCUGCAGCGAGUGAGGAGCAUGCGCGGACCAAGGCCGAAAAAGCUGCCAUCCGGGCAAAGGAAGAGGCAGCCAGGAAAAAAGCCAAGGGUAAGGGCAAAUCGUCCGCAGCGGAGGAGCCCGAGCCCCCGGUCGAACUCAGUGGAUCUCAUUCCAUUGACGGUGGGAAUGAUGUCGUGCAAAGAGGUUUGACUGUUCACGGACCUACGAAUGUAAUGCACACCUUCGCUACUGCUCGCCGGUUUGUCUUCCGGACAGGCAUGCCGAUGUUCAUCAGGGAGUAUGAUUCUGAGACUAUAUCUGAACAAAUACCUGCUGGUGUGGAGGAUCCCUUCGAGAAGCCUACAUGGUCCGAUCACAACAUCAAAGUCUGGGCGAUGCCGAUCAAGCCUCGCUCGAAGUCUGGUACUCGUUCCCAGCCGCGACCGCAAAGUCCUCGCAAGCGGAGCUUGGAGGAAUUCCAGGAGACCGCCCAGUCAGACGAGCCGCUUGAUCCGCGGAAGCAGAAGCAAAUGAUGCUUCAGGGUGUCGUUACGGACAUGUUCAACUCCAAGUGGAAGAUGGAUGCCCUUAUGGAGACUCCAUUAGCUCAAGUCAAGAUGCCUGCGGCCAUAUUUGUUCGCAACCCGGAAACGAAAGAUUUGGAACCGUAUAAAGGUCCCACGCCGGGUGAUGGGAAGCCACUGCCGGAUAUCACGGUGCUGGUCCGACAGCCUUGGCCUGGCGCGAUGAUUACUAGCCUCCCGUCCACGACUCCCUCUGAUGAGGCCCUCUCCUAUGUUGUCCGGAGUAAUGACAUCCGGGGCAAGUUCGAUCCAAAAAAGGCUUUGGACCUGAAAGUCCCCAAGGGCGAGGCUUUCGGGCGCCUGACGAAGGGAGAAACCGUCCAGUCCACGGAUGGUCACACCAUCACCCCGGACAUGGUCAUGGGGCCGGCACGACUCGGCAAGGGCAUCGCUAUUAUGGACAUACCUUCACCGGAGUAUGUGGAGGGGCUGAUCAGUCGCCCUGAAUGGAACUCGCAUGCUGUCACCACCGAAUUGCAGGCUUUCCUUUGGAUCCUGGGCCCGGGGGUUGGCGAGCACCCAAGGCUUCGGGAAUUUGUUGCAAGCAUGCCCCACUGCAAGCACAUGGUGUCAAGCACAGAUUACUGCCCGAACUACCUGGCGCUCGGCGGUGCGGCUUCGUCAUCCAUCCGGCUGGCUCGCCUGAGAGGCGACAACUACUCGAUUCCCGUUCAUGACAAUGUGACGCUUCCGCAGCCCGGUACCCCGACUGCUGGCUCUGAAACUGCUAUCGCUGGGAUUCGUGACUCGCCAUUCGAGGCCCUAGCGCAAGGGACCAUCAUUAACAUUGCUCCGGAUUUCGGGGUCGACAAGACCGAAGUCAAGGAAUAUUUCAAUGCGGCGAAGACGAUACAAAGAAUCCCGCGGUCUGUUGAGCAACGCAUGGAGACCAUUCGUCGGCGGGUCGCAAAGCCGGCUUUCCAGAAGCAAUUGCAAGAAUUUCGCCAAAAUCUUCCUGGAUCGGAAGCGGAAAUCAUUACCCUUGGCACUGGUUCGUCAGUUCCAUCCAAGUAUCGCAAUGUGUCUUCGACAUUGGUCCACGUCCCGGGCUAUGGAUACUAUCUUCUUGACUGCGGCGAGAACACCAUUGGCCAACUGAAGCGUGUCUUUGAACCGGAAAAGCUGCGUGAAGUGCUCCGGAAUCUACGGAUGAUCUGGAUCAGCCAUCUGCAUGCCGAUCACCAUCUCGGUACGGUGUCCGUCAUUAAGGCCUGGUAUGAGGAGAAUUACCCAGAGGGAACAGACCAGACCGCCCUGCCUGAAAAUGAUAUGCAGAAGAUCCUCCAAGAGAAGCGGCUGUUCGUCGUGUCUGAAGAGAUGAUGGUCUCUUGGCUUGAAGAGUACGCCGGUAUUGAGAAGUACGGGUUCGACAAGGUCGUGCCCUUGGCCGCAUAUUCGAAAACAGAGGGCUCUCAUAUCUCGACUCAAUUUACUUACCGCCAUUGCCGCGCUGACGGCACCUCUGCCGACGGGGACAAGUCGGCCAAAGUGACGACCAUGCGAUUCACCGACCCCAACCAUCCUCUCACGGCGCCCUUACAGGCUGCCACCGGUCUCUCCGACCUUCUCACCACCCGAGUCAAGCACUGCAAGGGUGCCAUGGCUGUUUCUAUGGUAUUCCCGAAUGGAUUUAAAGUCUCCUACUCUGGUGACUGCCGACCUUCCGCGAAAUUUGCGGAGAUUGGUCGCGGCUCGACCGUCCUCAUUCACGAAGCGACUUUUCAGGAUGAUAUGGGUGGGCAGGCCCGCGCCAAGCGUCACUCAACUUCUGCGGAGGCCUUGGAGGUUGGCCGUCGGAUGCAAGCUCGGUCUAUCUUGCUCACGCACUUCAGUCAGCGGUACCAAAAGAUUGCCACGUUUGACCAGCGUGCUGGAGCGACUCAAGAUAAAGCUAGACAAGCCCCUGUCGCCGUUUCCAGAGAACCUGCAGAUGCAGACAUUCCCUUUGACGAUCCCGAGGACAACGCCGCUGCUGCUGCGUCCUCGUUGACGGAUGACAUCAACAUCUCAGCCCAAUCACGGCGGCGCGGUUCCGACUCUGGCGAUGCGUUCGUACCGGGCGUCAAUGUCCCUGUCACAGUGGCGUUCGACUACAUGCGCGUCAAGGUUGGAGAUCUCGCUCAAGCGCAGGCCUAUGCGCCGGCGGUGGAGAAGCUCUUUGAAAUCAUCGAUAGAGUCUCUGCUGCCGAGACCGAGCGCAACAAGCGGGACCGUCAGGAGCAAGAUGAUGCCAAGAAGGCUGCGAAGAACAAGAAAUGGACUAAGGGCAAGAAGGCUGCUGCUGCUGCCACCGUCGGCGCCGCCGUGGCCGCUGCGGAUGUGGCCCAGACGGAACAGGCCACGGAAGCAGGCGAGAAGAAUUGGUGGAGUGCCAGCGAGAGCGAGAGUGGAUGGGAGACGAGCGACGCGGAGGAGUGA
Molecule: messenger RNA, 3732 nt
Organism: Penicillium riverlandense
Lineage: Eukaryota; Fungi; Ascomycota; Eurotiomycetes; Eurotiales; Aspergillaceae
Product: ribonuclease Z
Exons: 1
Coding region: 1-3732 (1243 amino acids)
Biological process (GO): mitochondrial tRNA 3'-end processing
Cellular component (GO): mitochondrion
Molecular function (GO): 3'-tRNA processing endoribonuclease activity
Source: RefSeq, a predicted model, not a curated record